Messenger RNA from Betta splendens (Siamese fighting fish), 401 nucleotides. Its product is annotated as MIEF1 upstream open reading frame protein-like. Lineage: Eukaryota; Metazoa; Chordata; Actinopteri; Anabantiformes; Osphronemidae. The transcript is spliced from 2 exons. The coding region runs from base 189 to 401 and encodes 70 amino acids. The record is from RefSeq and is a predicted model, not a curated record.
UUGCAAUAUUUAUAACUGUAACAGUAGUCAUUAAACCGGAUGUCUAUGUGCUCUAACCUAUUUGUUCCGGGUGGAGCAGCCGAGCCUGACCCCGGCUUGAUCAAACUCCUGCUUCUGCCUGCUGAAAAACGUUUCGUCUCGUUUUUGAGCUGUGCCAGGGUGUCCCCCCUCUGCGUGUGUGUUCCCUGAUGGGCGGCUGGUCUCGCAGUGCGGUGCUGGAGCUGUACCGGGCGCUGCUCCGUGCAGGACGUCACCUUCAGUACACUGACCGUAACUUCUACCGUCGCGCUGUGGCCCGUGAGUUCCGCCGCUGCCAGGCUCUGACCGUACACGAGGACAAGGAGGACGCGCUGAAGAGGGGCCAGUUUUUCCUCAGCAGCAGACUGGGUGGGCUUAUGUAG